This is a messenger RNA of Dalotia coriaria, 3468 nucleotides long. It is a transcript of the gene mei-9, whose product is annotated as DNA repair endonuclease XPF mei-9. The record is from RefSeq and is a predicted model, not a curated record. Gene Ontology annotation, biological process: double-strand break repair via homologous recombination; nucleotide-excision repair involved in interstrand cross-link repair; resolution of meiotic recombination intermediates. Bases 145 to 2925 code for a protein of 926 amino acids. Gene Ontology annotation, cellular component: nucleotide-excision repair factor 1 complex. Gene Ontology annotation, molecular function: single-stranded DNA endonuclease activity; damaged DNA binding; single-stranded DNA binding. The transcript is spliced from 9 exons. Lineage: Eukaryota; Metazoa; Arthropoda; Insecta; Coleoptera; Staphylinidae.
ACAAGUAUGUUUUCCAUACAGAUCAGUGAUGUUUUCAUUUGAAUAACCUCAAUCAACAUUCCAAGUUAAUCUUUAAUUUUAUCAGCACAAUCAACAUUGUUUUAAAUUUAAAACUUGAUAAGCAUUAUUAGAAAAACCUUGAAUAUGUCUGAAGAUACAGAUAUUGAACAUGAAUUACUUCACAAGAAUCUAUUUCCUAUGAUGGAGUAUGAAACUCAAUUGUUUUUGGAUAUUAUGCACCAGGAUGCUGUAGUUGUGGCAGCAAAGGGUUUGAGUAUGGAUCAUGUAUUAUUAAACCUUUUCAAAGUUUAUGCUGAUCCUGGCAAUUUAGUGAUAAUUCUAAAUUGUUCUGAAUUUGAGGAGAAGUAUUAUUUAGAUAAGCUACAACUUGAAAAUGUGCAUGCAACUACUUAUACUACCAAUACAACUGAGAGAGCCGAUGUUUAUCUAUCCGGGGGUGUACAUUUUGUAACAACAAGAAUUUUAGUUGUUGAUAUGCUCAAAAAACGAAUCCCUAUUGAAAAAAUUACAGGAUUCAUUGUUCUACAAGCACAUAGUGUGUUGGAAAGUUGUCAGGAAGCAUUUGUCUUGAGAUUAUUUAGGCAAGCAAAUAAAACGGGAUUUAUUAAGGCGUUCACAAACUCAGCGCAAAGCUUUACGAUAGGUUUCAGUCAAGUAGAGCGAGUUAUGCGCGCCCUUUUCGUUAAAGAAUUAUUCAUAUGGCCAAGAUUUCAUUCGUCAGUUAUACAUAGUCUUAAAAAGCAUGAACCUGCAGUGGUGGAACUGCACAUCCCAAUUUCUGAUAAAAUACGCAAACUACAAACGUGCAUUUUAGAUCUGAUGAAUUUAACUGUGAAGGAAUUGAAAAAAAUUAACAAAACCUUGGAAAUGGCUGAAAUAACCGUGGAAAAUUGUUUAACAAAAAAGUUUCACAAAGUUUUGCAAACUCAACUAGACUGCAUUUGGCACCAAUUGAGCAGUAAGAGCAAGCAGUUAAUUACUGAAUUAAAAACACUGCGUCAUUUGUUAUUGGUACUGUUUUAUGACGAUGUUAUAACAUUUUAUUCCACAUUGAUGCAUUAUCGAACAAAAGAGUAUGCUGCAACAAGCCAUUGGGUACUUUUACAGCCCGCCGAGCUGUUGUUUACUGAAGCUAACUCGCUAAUCUACAGCAAGGAUAAAGAAUUGAAUCCCGAGUUUUGUACUAAGUGGAGUACUUUAUCAGAAAUAUUAAAAUCGGAAAUUCCAGCGGAAAUAAAACACAAAAAAAUGUCUUUAGGAGAAUCCAAAGUGUUAAUUUUGUGUCAGGAUAGUAAAACUUGUUUCCAACUAAAUCAGUUCUUGCGUUAUGGACCUCAUCAUUAUUUGUUUUUAAUGGCCCUUUCAAAAGGUGUGAACUUCAAGACAAUUCACGACAAGUUCAAAACUACCAACUGUAAAGAGUUGCAGGAGAGCUUUACGCAACAUCAAUUGGAAUUGAGUACGAUUGAAAACAAUGCAAAUAAUAAAGGAAAAAUGACGAAAGGGGUGCCAGCAAAGAAGCCUAAAUUACAAGAAAAUCAUAAAGAUGCACAGAAAUGCAUAUCAGAAUUGGAUGAAUUGGAAAACAUGCGGGAUUCGUAUGUACUUAAAAUGUCUCAAACUGCUUUAUUCAAUGAGAGUAUUAAUAUGUCUGCAACUCAAGUUGUAGAUGAAGAACAAAUAAGCGACUCACAAGUUGUGUUUGAAGCUUGUCCUGAAAUAGAGAAUAUGAAUCUAACACAAAUACUCGAAAAGAUGAAUCAACCGACAGUUCUUAUUCAAACAUUUAAACACGGUGAUAACUUUCUGUCGUUGCAAAAGAACUUGGAGGAUAUUGCGCCGAACUUUAUCAUAAUGUAUCACAGCAACAUGACAGCGGUGAGGCAAAUCGAGAUAUACGAGGCGCGAAGACAGAAGGAUCGGCAACUCAAAGUUUACUUCCUCAUACAUGCGGAAACAGUAGAAGAACAAAGUUAUUUAACUUCUUUACGCCGAGAAAAAGAGGCGUUUGAGUUUCUUAUUCAAACGAAAUCUACUAUGGUUGUACCUGAAGAUCAAGAUGGCAAAACGGAUGAUUGUUUAGCCUUACAACGCGAAAUAAAGAGCCCUGAAACAAAUACACGCAAAGCCGGCGGCUUGGAACCCGAAACUCAAGAAAGGAACUUUGUGAUUGUCGAUAUGCGCGAAUUUCGCAGUGACCUCCCGGCAUUGAUUCAUAAACGUGGGGUGGAAAUUGAACCUUUGACGAUCUCUGUUGGAGAUUAUAUACUCACCCGUGACAUUUGCAUAGAACGUAAAAGUCUCUCCGAUUUAGUGGGAUCAUUGAAUUCUGGACGAUUAUAUCAGCAAUGCACACAAAUGAGUAGAUGUUAUGCAAAACCAAUGCUAUUGAUUGAAUUUGAUCACAACCGUCCGUUUUCUUGGCAGAGCAAUUAUAUUUUGUCCACUGAUGGGAAUAAUUUCGACAUACAACAAAAACUUCUCUUGUUGACAAUGCAUUUCCCACGAUUGAAAAUCAUAUGGAGUCCAUCACCAUACGCAUCAGCUCAGCUGUUUGAAGAAUUAAAAGACGGCAAGGAGCAACCUAAUAUUCAAUACGCAACAACUAUAGGCGCAGAAGUGGAUCUAGAUCUCGUUGAGACAAAAUAUAACGUCGCUGUAUACGAUUUUGUACAAAAACUACCUGGUAUAAGUAGUAAAAAUAUCGAUAUCUUGUUGAGAGGCUGUAAAAACCUCGACGAACUUUCUUCAAUGUCUCAAGACGAAUUGCAUAAACUAUUAGGGAAUGCAAAUGAUGCUAAGUCUUUAUAUUCUAUUCUAAUUGAAGAACAAACCCAACCUGUGGUAGAAGGACAACAGAACAUAAAGAGAACAAGAUCCAAGUUUAAAUUUAACAAAAAAUAAGUGAAGUAAAAUAUAUAUUCUAUAAAUACUUCAUUAAUACCCAAUUAAUGUGCUACAAAUUAAGCUAAGCUUGAAUCACAAAGAAGCAUCAUUUGAUUUUUAAAACAGCACCAUUUAAAACAAUAUUAUUAUCCAGGAACAUUUAAGGCAGCUUAUGCAGAUCAUGUUUAGUGUACAGAUCUUGAACACGAUCAAAUACUGUAGCUGUUACAUCCAAUGUUUUUGGUAAGGCUUCCAGAGACGAUUUUUGGAAUUCUUCAUCAUCACCACAUACCUGAGAUUGAGCAAAAAGGUCAACAAACAUAUUCAUAUUUAAAUUUAAUUGUCAAUGUUUGAUUUACCCUUUUUAACAAGUUUGCUUUGUUUGGUAAUGUGUACAUGGCUAAUCUGGCACCUUUGGCAAUGAAAAAGGAAUGAUGAUUGCCAAGAGUUUGGUCAUAAGCAGCUCUGCACACAUGGCCAACAUUCUCUUCAAAUUGUAGCUCACCAACUGACUUUAAAAACAAUCGAAUAAAAUCUGCAAUAAAUUUUGAAGUAUUAAAA